AUUGCAUACAACGAUCAUACAACACAAGUACAACUAAUCUAUAUACUAACAAAAUUGUCUUUGCUAACAAUGAUUUGAUUCUUUGUUACAAUGUCGAAGGCAAAAGUAUCCGCGGAAUGGAGAAAGCGCGUAAAGUCCGAAUACAUGCGUCUACGACAAAUGAAACGCUAUAAACGGGCAGACGAGGUCAAGAUAGCUUGGAAUCAGAAUCGUAAGGUUAUGUCUGAGCUGUUAACGGUUGAACAAAAACGAUGGACGGAUGGAAAGGCGAUGUGGCUGGCUAUGCAAGAUAUUCCACCUCAUGUUUCUUGCAUGAAAAAAGCGGAAGUUACUAGCUCUGAUGGAGAUAUACAAACAUGUCCUGUCAAAAUCAUUAACGCUGUCACUCCGAUACCAACCAUGUACACCUGGGCACCUAUACAGCAAAAUUUUAUGGUCGAAGAUGAGACAGUGCUACACAAUAUACCUUAUAUGGGGGAUGAAAUUUUAGAUCAGGAUGGUACAUUUAUCGAAGAGUUAAUAAAAAAUUACGAUGGAAAAGUUCAUGGAGACCGAGAAUCUGGUUUUAUGGAUGAUUCCAUAUUUGUGGAUCUGGUAAAUGCUUUAACGCAAUACGAAAAAGAAGAUAAGGAAAGAGAACAAACGAAAAAAGGAAAGGAUAAGGAAGAGGACAAAGAUAAGAAGGAUAACAAUAUUAAAACAGAGGUCAAAAUGGAAAAGUUAUUAGAAGAUGUUAAAAUGCAUGGGAAACCAUUUCCAUCUAUGCAUAUAUUCAAUGCGAUAUCCAGUAUGUUCCCUGACAAAGGCAGACCAGAAGAAUUAAAGGAAAAAUACAUAGAAUUAACGGAAAGAUCAGAUCCGAAUAUCCUGCCACCAGAGUGUACGCCAAAUAUCGACGGAGUAAACGCUAAGAGCGUACCGAGGGAACAAACUAUGCAUUCUUUUCACACACUUUUUUGCAGAAGGUGCUUCAAAUAUGACUGCUUUCUCCACCCAGCCAGGGGAUCAUCGCCGCAAGGUCUUCAAGUCUGUCAUCCGGGACCGAAUCUGCAAAAACGGAAGGGACCCGAUUUGAAACCAUUUUCUGAACCGUGUGGAACGGAAUGUUACAUGCACUUGGAAGGAAUGAAGGAGAAACUUGCAGCGCAAGCAGCUGAUGUAAAAGACGAGGAAAGUGACGAAAAACGCGGAGGUCCUAGAAAAGUACGGAAGCAAGCGAGUGUAGAUUCUGGGAAUGAAGCGAGUAGCGAAGAUAGCAAUGAUAGCAACAAGUAUAGUCAGGGGGGUGGUUGUCAAGAUUUCAAACAGAAUGUCAAUAAAGAAACAAAGCCAGAAGAGUCAAUGGAAGAUCAAACACAACCGGAAAAUCAAGUGCCGUUCAUGCUGCUGGGUCUCGAUAAACGUAUAAAAACAGAAAACGAACUUUCGUGGACUGGUUCAGAGCAAAGCUUGUUUCGAGCUCUUCACAAAGCCUUUCCCGGCAAUCCAUGUGCAUUAGCACAAAUAAUGUUGACGAAAACUUGUCAAGAAGUUUAUCAGUUUGCACAAAAAGAAGCUUCGGAUAUUCCUGCGAUCGAAAAUUUAAAGGACUUUACUCCGCCGCGAAAGAAAAAAAAGAAACAUCGGCUUUGGUCGAUGCAUUGCAGGAAGAUACAACUGAAGAAAGACUCUGGUGCUAAUCAUGUCCAUAAUUUUGCACCAUGCGACCAUCCAGGAAGACAAUGCGAUAACUCGUGUCCAUGUAUACAGGCUCAGAAUUUCUGUGAAAAGUUUUGUCAAUGCAGCAGCGAAUGCCAAAAUCGAUUCCCGGGAUGCAGGUGUAAAGCUCAAUGUAACACGAAACAAUGUCCGUGUUAUCUAGCCGUAAGGGAAUGCGAUCCAGAUCUUUGCCAGACGUGCGGUGCAGAUCAGUUUCACAUUACCAAAAUAUCCUGCAAGAAUGUUAGCGUUCAACGUGGUCUUCAUAAACAUCUUUUAAUGGCACCAUCCGACGUGGCUGGUUGGGGAAUAUUUCUUAAAGAAUCCGCAGGAAAGAACGAGUUUAUCUCGGAAUAUUGCGGUGAAAUUAUAAGUCAAGACGAAGCUGAUAGAAGGGGCAAAGUAUACGAUAAAUAUAUGUGCAGUUUUCUCUUCAAUCUUAACAAUGACUUUGUUGUGGACGCUACAAGAAAGGGAAAUAAAAUUAGAUUCGCAAAUCAUUCGAUAAAUCCUAAUUGUUAUGCAAAAGUGAUGAUGGUAAACGGUGAUCAUAGAAUUGGUAUUUUUGCCAAAAGAGCUAUUCAACCUGGCGAAGAAUUAUUUUUCGAUUACAGAUACGGACCAACGGAACAAUUAAAAUUCGUGGGUAUAGAACGUGAGAUGGAAUUUUUGUAAUGUAUACAAGACUUGAUACCGAACAUCGAUGAUAAUGUAACGUUAUAAAAGAUGUAUAAAUGUGUAAGAAUAUUGUACAAAUCGAACACGUACAUAUGUA
This is a messenger RNA of Hylaeus anthracinus, 2473 nucleotides long. RefSeq names its product histone-lysine N-methyltransferase E(z) (gene E(z)). Gene Ontology annotation, biological process: chromatin remodeling. The record is from RefSeq and is a predicted model, not a curated record. The coding region runs from base 91 to 2373 and encodes 760 amino acids. Gene Ontology annotation, molecular function: histone H3K27 methyltransferase activity; protein binding. Lineage: Eukaryota; Metazoa; Arthropoda; Insecta; Hymenoptera; Colletidae. The transcript is spliced from 12 exons.